This is a messenger RNA of Solanum lycopersicum (tomato), 795 nucleotides long. RefSeq names its product calvin cycle protein CP12-3, chloroplastic. Gene Ontology annotation, cellular component: chloroplast. Gene Ontology annotation, biological process: negative regulation of reductive pentose-phosphate cycle. The record is from RefSeq and is a predicted model, not a curated record. Lineage: Eukaryota; Viridiplantae; Streptophyta; Magnoliopsida; Solanales; Solanaceae.
GAGAAGAGAAAAAGGCAAAGGUGGAAGAACUGUUCCCAUGGGCCCCAAGCUGAAGAUGGAACCUUAUCUCCAAACCGAGAAAUACCAGACGAUGUCGUUUUAUGUUAGUUGAGCAGUACUAAAUGAUGCCCUGAUUGUGAUAGAGAUAUGAGAUUAUAUUGUUCGUUAUAAUUUCACAAGAAAUCUGUACAUUUUUUUUCCACCAGAAAUCAACAGACAUCCGAAAAAAGUCAUCUAUAAUAAAUAAUUGUGAUGGCUUUGAACUUGAAGCAGGCAUCUAUAUUCCCAAUUCAUGUUGCUAGUGUAACUGGAUCCAGGAGGAAAGGAGUGCAAAAGGUGAUGAUGAUGAUGAGUGGAUCAGCAGGAGUACCAAAGUAUAAGGGGACGCAGAUGAGAGAAAAACAGCUGACGGAAAUGAUAGAGAAGAAAGUGAAGGAAGCUAAGGAGGUAUGCAGUGAAGACGCCAGAUCGGACGAGUGCAAGGUGGCAUGGGAUGAGGUGGAAGAAGUUAGCUAGGCUAAGGUGCAUUUGCGCAUCAAGCUUCAGCUUAAUCAAGAUCCCCUUGAACCUUACUGUCAAAAUAACCCUGACGCCGACGAGUGCCGCACCUAUGACCAUUAAUUAAUUAAUUAUUAGGAUUUCACUCUUGUUGUACUUGGACUUGUCUACUGUAUUUCUCUCCAAUUUAGUAUGAUUACAGUUAAUUACUAGUACAAAACCCUCCAUCUGCUUUUCAGGUUUGUUAUAUUAGUGUAUCUUCACUGCUUUAUGAAGCAUUUGUUAGGUAAGUUCAAA